Messenger RNA from Aspergillus oryzae RIB40, 501 nucleotides. RefSeq names its product putative GPI anchored protein. NCBI's taxonomy places the organism in Eukaryota, Fungi, Ascomycota, Eurotiomycetes, Eurotiales, Aspergillaceae. The transcript is spliced from 3 exons. The coding region runs from base 1 to 501 and encodes 166 amino acids. The record is from RefSeq and is a predicted model, not a curated record.
AUGACCAUCAACUGCUCCGUGGCCGGGACCACCUCUGCCGUCUGCACUGGAAUUGGCGAUGGGCCUGAAGCCAACUUCCCCGGAACUAUAAUCUCAACUAUCCAGCAGAGUGAAAUGUCCUACUUGCCAGUUACUAUCACCGCUGGGUCUGUUACUAGCGUGGCUGCGACCGCUUCGGCUACCACCACGACCGAGUCGGGCAGUAAGGCCACUACCUCAGCGGCUCAGACUGCUUCGAAGUCUUCUGCUUCCUCUUCGGGCUCGAGCUCCAGCUCUUCAGCUGUCAGUACCGGUGGUAUGCCCCAGAUUACUGGAGAUGCCGCCCACGAAUACGCCUGGCUACCCCAUCCUCCAGUCCUUAAUCUGCUUUCAUACUUCGUCCAGGGACUAUGCGAUCCCCACCUUAAUGCUCGAGGCCUGAUAUGUAUAGUGACAUGGUCUCUUUUCAGAUGUAUUAUAUCAUUUGUAUCAUGCAGCUGCUUUGUUCGGCUCAGGAAGUGA